This is a messenger RNA of Cylindrotheca closterium, 2229 nucleotides long. Lineage: Eukaryota; Bacillariophyta; Bacillariophyceae; Bacillariales; Bacillariaceae. The record is from the annotation of a GenBank genome assembly.
AUGCUGUCAACACAGGAGGCUAUUCCGCAAAACGACCAUCCGUCAUAUGAGGUCAGCAUGAAAGUGGAUUACGUUGUCCAACUCGCCAGAGCAAGUGCAACUUCAGUAACGGGAAAGACUAGCAAGAAAGAGAGUUCCAAGGGUGGUAAGGGGGGCAAAGGCGAUUCCUCAGGAAGUGGCACUGGACACACUGCAGCUACAGCAAGUAGCUCCAAGGGUGGUUCACACACCGCAGAUACUAAACAUACGGCUUCAAGCUCGAAAGGGAAGGGAGACAGUAGCUCCAAAGGGAAAGGAAAGGGAGACAGUAACUCCAAAGGGAAAGGGAAGGGAGACAGUAACUCCAAAGGGAAAGGAAAGGGAGACAGUAACUCCAAAGGGAAAGGGAAAACGAGCAAGAAAAGCAGCAGUUCCAAGGGAAAGUCUGCAUCACACCCCAGUGAAAAAACUGUUCACACAGUGUCUAGUCAGUCUACGAAACACACUGUUGUUAGCGAAGACACUGUUCAUACUGUGCCCAGCCAGUCCACAAAGCAUACUGUUCCCAGUGUAGACACUGUUCACACUGUGCUUAGUCAUCCCAGUGAAAAAACCGUUCACACUGUCUCUAGCCAGUCGACAAAGCACACUGUUCCUAGUGAAGAUACCGUUCACACCGUGCCUAGUCAGUCUACGAAGCACACUGUUCCCAGUGAAGACACUGUUCAUACUGUGCCUAGCCAUCCCAGCGAAGGUUCGUCUUCCAAAUCCGGCAAGGGCAAGUCCGGUAGCAGUUCCAAGGGCAAGGGCAAGUCCGGUAGUAGUUCCAAGGGCAAAGGCAAAGGCGGCUCGAAAGGCAGUAGCAGCAGUUCCAAGGGCAAGGGAAAGUCCGGUAGCAGCUCCAAGGGCAAAGGCAAAGGCGGCUCGAAAGGCAGCAGCAGUUCCAAGGGCAAAGGCAAGGGCGGCUCGAAAGGAAGCAGCGUAUCACACCCCAGUGAGGACACCGUUCACACUGUACCAAGUCAAUCUUCAAAGCAUACUGCUCCUAGUGAAGACACCGUUCACACUGUGCCUAGCCAGUCUACGAAGCAUACUGCUCCCAGUGAAGAUACUGUCCACACUGUGCCUAGUCAAUCCACGAAGCAUACUGCUUCCAGUGAAGAUACUGUCCACACCGUGCCUAGUCAAUCUACGAAGCAUACUGCUCCUAGUGAGGACACCGUUCACACUGUGCCAAGUCAUCCCAGUGAAGAUACUGUCCAUACUGUGCCAAGUCAUCCCAGUGAAGACACCGUUCAUACUGUCCACAGUAGCUCCAAGGGAAAGUCCGGCAAAGGAAAAUCCGGUAGCAGUUCCAAGGGCAAGGGAAAAUCCGGUAGCAGUUCCAAGGGCAAGGGAAAAUCCGGUAGUAGUUCCAAGGGCAAGGGAAAAUCCGGUAGCAGUUCCAAGGGCAAGGGAAAAUCCGGAAGCAGUUCCAAGGGCAAGGGAAAAUCCGGUAGUAGUUCCAAGGGCAAGGGAAAAUCCGGUAGUAGUUCCAAGGGCAAGGGAAAAGGAAAGGGCAACGAUGGCAUCACAUUCCCGAGUUUGACCACAAUAUCUAGUCCGGAUGAUUUUGAUGAUCUUCCAAAUGAGGAUGAUACUUUCAUUAUAAUCCCAAGUCCGGAUCGAGCUGCUCUGGACAAUUGCAUACUGAACGUCGUCAAAGUUGAUGGAAUGGUCAACGAAGUUUUCGAAUGUACAGCCAAACAAGACUACAACUUUGCGCAAAAGUGGGUUACGCUGGACUCGACGCUGACUUGUCCCGCAGCAGAUGUUCGGAACGUUGGGCUACCCAUGGCUUCCAAAGAUCCCAAUGUUGGCUGUGAAUGCAAGACCGAGCUGACCACUUGGGUCUUUUGGGUUUUGGGGAUUGAGGACGAAACCAAGAACAUGGACUGCAACUGCUUUGCGUGUCCCCCCAACACGGAAAUCGGAAGGCGUGGUGGGUUUGGGUAUCAGUGCGAAAGUGCAAUCACUGGACAGUGUUUGAAUUUUGACUGCGAGGGCAGAUGCAAUGGUAUGGAUCCUGCCAUUCUUCCUCCCAUUCUUGGAUUCCUCCCACCGGCCGCAGGAUCCCCUACCUCGACAACUCCUCGACCAACCCCUUCUCCAACGGAUCCUGCCCGAACCGUUGCUUCGGGAGUCUCAAGUGCAAUUUCUGUGAAUUGGUUCGUGCUUGCCUUUUUUGUCAUGAAGUCCAUAAUGCGAUGA